Molecule: messenger RNA, 1364 nt
Organism: Colletotrichum godetiae
Lineage: Eukaryota; Fungi; Ascomycota; Sordariomycetes; Glomerellales; Glomerellaceae
Product: FMN-dependent dehydrogenase
Exons: 3
Coding region: 68-1216 (382 amino acids)
Molecular function (GO): FMN binding; oxidoreductase activity
Source: RefSeq, a predicted model, not a curated record
GCUUUGAGACUCAACACAUACGUGCUCACCGUCAUCACUCACCCACAUUCACUCAUUAUCUGACAAGAUGCGUGCUGCUCUCAUCUCCGCCCUCGCGGCCGGCGCCGCCGCCACUCGCCCGUUCCUGAACGAGCCGGAUACCGGUAUCGAGCUUGCCCUUGGUGACCUCGCCGUUGGUGCUCUGCCCAACCUCACCCAGAUGGUCGGCCUUCCUGACUUCGAGUACGCCGCUCGCAACUACCUCCCCAUCAAGAACUACACCUACUACCGCAACGGUGCCGCUGGCGAAUGGUCUUACCGCAACAACCUUGAGGUCUUCGGACGCUACCGCCUCCGCCCUCGCACCAUGGUUGACAUCACCAACAUUGAGUCUACCCUCAACACCACCAUCCUGGGACACAACUUCUCUGCUCCCAUCUUCAUCAGCCCUGCUGCCCGCGCUGAUUACGCUCACGCUGAUGCUGAGCUCAACCUGAUGAGGGCCGCUGCUGCGGAGAACAUCCUCUACAUGCCCGCCCUCUACGCCGCCAAGACCAUUGAGCAGAUCGCUGAGGUCAAGGCCGAGGGCCAGGUCGCCUUCCAGCAGGUGUACCUCACCACCAACGACACCGCCACCCAGGUCCUCUUCGACCGCAUCAAGGCCUCCGGCGCCAACGGCAUCGUCUACACCGUCGACUCCGCCGCCGAUGGCAACCGUCACCGUGCUGCGCGCUUCGCUGUCGGCUCCGCCGACUCCGACUACUCCCUCAUCACCUGGAACGAGUACCGCAAGCUCUCUAACAUGACCGACCUUCCCAUCCUCAUCAAGGGCAUCAUGACCGUUGAGGACGCCGAGGCCGCCAUCGAGAACAAGGUCCCCGCCAUUAUCCUCUCCAACCACGGUGGUCGCCAGCUCGACGGCUCCCCUUCUUCUCUCGAGGUUGCUCUCGAGAUCUACGAGAAGGACCCCGAAAUCUUCCAGAAGAUCGAGGUCUACGCCGACGGUGGUGUCCGCUACGGCGCUGAUGUUCUCAAGCUCCUCUCCCUCGGUGUUAAGGCUGUUGGUCUCGGCCGUCCCAUUAUGUUCUCCAACAUCUUCGGCCAGGAGGGUGUCGAGAAGGCUAUCCAGCUCCUCAAGCACGAGAUCGCCAUCGACGCCGGCAACCUCGGUGUCCCCGACCUGAAGAAGAUUGACGCCAGCUACGUCAAGUGGACCCCCAACAACUGGUACUCUUAAGCGUUUCGCUGGGUACUAGAUAGAGAGUCGGAAUGUUGAGGGUAUCUUUUUUGCUUGAUUCGCACAACGUAAAUGAUACCAUAUGAGUGCUGUAUAUACUCUUUCCUUUCUACUGAACAUAGCCUUGGCCUGCGAAUUGAUAACCCUC